Nymphaea colorata (pocket water lily) is the source of this 2893-nucleotide messenger RNA. Its product is annotated as membralin-like protein At1g60995. The record is from RefSeq and is a predicted model, not a curated record. Gene Ontology annotation, cellular component: endoplasmic reticulum. The transcript is spliced from 15 exons. The coding region runs from base 538 to 2601 and encodes 687 amino acids. Lineage: Eukaryota; Viridiplantae; Streptophyta; Magnoliopsida; Nymphaeales; Nymphaeaceae. Gene Ontology annotation, biological process: response to endoplasmic reticulum stress; positive regulation of ERAD pathway.
CCUACAGGAAAUGCUGAAUUUGGAUACAAGGAAACGGAAAGGGGGGGUGGGUUGAUUGGACCUUGAUUUCGGUGGUUCGGACUACGGACGGAGGAAAGGCGUCCGGACGAUCAUCUUUUGAGAUCCACCGUGAGAACAUAAGCUUCUCUCGCACGGGAAGAAACCUCCGCGAACAGGAUAAAAAUUCGCAUUCGUGGCGUCGUCGAGAUAUGCUCGCUGGAUGCCAAGGACGGGAAAUCAAAACCUAGAAAUUCCAGGAAUUUCCCGGAAAAUUCGAACUAACUUUCCGUCCUUCCCCUUCAAUUCACGGUGCCCGUCGUCUAGAUUGCGAAGGAUUUCGUUCACCCUCCCACUCGUAAAUCCGAAGAACUCGACAUCUUCUCACCGUCUUUCCGUCCGAUUUCGCACGUUUCUUCGCUUUCCUUAGCGGGGUUGUCUUUCCCUCGUUAUUCUCUCUCUGGUUAAGGAUUGGAUUCCGCCUGUGUUGGUUUGCGUUGGGGAGGAGAACUUGGGGUGUCGGAGCGGCCGCAGGGGGAGAUGGACCCCGAGCAGACGUACCUCCGCGUCCACGCUCGGCUGUCCGGGAUGCUGUCGCAGUUGCUUACUCCUCGCAUCAGGACCGCGUUGGAGUAUGCCUAUCUUGUCAUUGCAAUAGCCUUGUUCUGCCUGUUGGUGGUCAUGCACACCAAUUUCGUCGCGCAGCCUGGUUGCUCGAGUGAAUUCUCUGGAAGCGAUAUAACAGAAGCACAUCUUGUACAGAUUAAGAUAACAAGUGCUGGAUUAUGGUCCCAGAAAACAUAUGCUGACACGCCAAGGGACAAUAUUGAGCGAAGUUCAAUGGACAAUUUUCAGAUUCUAGAUGUUGAUACAGGUGGUUUUAUGUCUUCAUCGGCUAAAUUUUGGCUAGGUUGGCUUGGGGCAGGAGCUAGGAAGGGUAAGGGCUUAUUGAAGUCUUGGAGGCACGAUGUUUUUGAGCUACAAACCGAAAAUGCAGCAGACAGUAGUGGUUCGAGGUCCUUAUCAGAUGGGGCAGAAAUGAAGGUCAUUCCAGAGGCUGCACAUGUUGGUAUGUCUCCAAAAGAGUCAUUUAGAGCUGCCGUUAUUCAUUUUUGGAGGAAGUGGCAUGGGCAUUGCUCUUCGUUGUGGACAAAGACAAAGUACAUAUGCAUCAACGUUGAUCAAUUAUGGAAAAAGGCUGAAUGGAAGAUGCUUCUGGAUGUUCCAAGAUGGUUUCGUACAUUGCACUUCAAAAGACCUGAUAUCUUAAUAGUGCAAUGGCUUGAAAAUCGAAGCAAGACAUUUGAACCAACUUAUUUGUAUUCAGUUGAAAAGGGUUAUUUUAUGCUUCCUGAAGGAGCAAAAUCCAGGCAUAAUGUACGUACUGUCAAUGUCAGCAUAUCUGCACAGAAUUCUUGCUUUGGGAACAGAUGGCAACAGCUUCUCAUCAACAGCUUUGUUGGGUAUGACACAAUCUUGAUGAAUAGCCUCUUAAGUGCUCCUGGCCAAGAUCAACAAGAUGCAACUCUUGAAAGAAGUGGCAGAGCCCCUGAGAAGAGUUAUUUAUACAACUUUCAAACUAAAGAAUUUUAUGAUCUCAGCUAUUCUCACGAUUCAGCUGAAGUUGUUGCUAAAUUCGAAGAUUAUCUUGUAGCAAAAUGUGGGGUGCUUAUAAUGUCACUAUUUGUUUUCUUCACGACAACAAUGUCGGUGUCAUUCACUCUCAGAGAAACACAGUCACGCAUGCUGAAGUUUACAGUACAGCUUCAGCAUCAUGCACGGCAUCGACUUCCCACUUUCCAACUGAUCUUUGUUCAUGUUAUUGAGUCUCUUGUAUUUGUGCCGAUUAUGAUAGGAAUCCUGUUUUUCCUCUUCGAAUUCUAUGAUGAUCAAUUGCUUGCUUUCAUGGUCUUAACUCUUGUUUGGUUGUGCGAGUUAUUUACCAUGAUCAGUGUUCGCACUCCAAUAUCCAUGCAGUACUUUCCCCGCUUCUUCCUCCUCUACUUCUUGGUGUUUCACAUAUAUUUUUUCUCAUAUGCCUAUGGUUUUUCUUAUUUGGCAUUUGCAACGACGGCAGCAUUUAUGCAGCAUUUGGUUCUAUACUUUUGGAACCGAUUUGAGGUGCCAGCUUUGCAGAGGUUUAUGAGACACCGAAUGCAGUUGCAACAACAGGGAGGUGUCCAUAUAACGUCAUCUACCAUUCUCACAUCCACACUUCACAUCGCUAGAUUAAAUACAAGAACUCCAAGCCCUCCUACUGACCAUGCAACACAGCAUGCAGGAGAUGUGCACACAGUGACAGCUGCAGGUGCAGAAGUUGCACAUCCUGCAGAUGGUUCAUCGGCAGAAAACCAAGGCGCUGGAGGACCUCUCUUGCAACCCCUUGGAUCUGGCAAUCAAGUGGAGAGCGUUCAGAACACAAACUCCUUAAACUCGUUUGCUUCACUACUAUUGUGGGCUUUGGGUGGCGGUUCAUCCGAUGGCCUAGUCUCUUUCCUUUCCAUGUUCAGGGAUAUGAGAGAACAGGGCCAGGCGUAUGCUCAAACCCCUCGGGGUCAAGAAAACAACCAACCACCUCAGAAUUCUUGGUGGAGAAGAUUUUGAAGUUAGAGAAGCAAGUAGUACUGGGUGUUUUUUCUGUCUGGCUACAUGCAGUAAUCGGGGUUCUGUAACCAUUAUGGAGUUAAAUGUAAACAUGACAGAGGCAAAAUAGUUUCUGUAAAUGUAUCAUUUGCUAAUCACACGAUUGCAUUGGAUGUACUAAACGUAUAUUUUAUGCAAAAUGUAUAAAAAUACGUUUGAAGGAAUGGCUAGUGAAUCUUCACCUUUGUACAUCAGGAAUACUUGUGUAAUACUCGUGCUAUCGGACGGUCUAUAUCAUAUUAAAUUACCUCUC